AUGGCUCAGGUGUCCUCCAUCGCGAUGGCUCUGGCCUCGCAGUCCUCCUCGCGCGCCAUCCCGAAGACGCGCCCUGCGGGAGACCACUCCGGCACUGCCAGCUACGAAAGGGCUGCCAGCGCAUUGCUGACGCCUCCCAACUCCAUCUCGCCGGAACUGGCCGCCUGGCCGAACCAUGCCAGUGCCAUGUCACCACCGCUCAUGGACAUCACGGAAGAGAUGGAUUUGGAGGAUCGACACGACUCUCCGAACGAUGACAUCCAACAAGGCGGCAUGCCGCUGAGCAAAGGCGCCUUGUCCAACCUCGACGAUGCAGUCACCAUUACCCCGAGCAUGCUCGCCAAGCAUCACCUUCCAGGUAUCAUGCUGGGUAACGGACCUCGACCCAUCCGCUAUGUGAUGGGUGAGCUGUGCCAGACCGUGCCCGGCUUCUCUCGCAUCCCACCGGCCAAGGCACGUCGCAUCGUCGUGGCUGCCCUCGAAAGCCGAUCGGGAGGUGGACUUGACGGGAACGUCGAGUUCUGCAAGACCGGCUGGGGUCGAUGGGAUGCACAUAUCAAGGGAUCGUCGCGCGACUCCGCCGUCGGCUCCUUCAACGACGGCCACCUAUCGCCACCGCGAAGCGAGCGCAGCUAUGCCGUCUCUCAUACCGAUUCAGGAGUCAACAUGCCUGCUGUACACAUGCACGGCAAGCAUCGAGAGCACUACUAUGGUGGCAGCUGGACCGAACAUGGUCUUCGAGAGGAGGACGAACUCGAUAUGGACGACAUGGACCCACUCGAGGAGGCGGCUGAUAAGAUGUCUCUCGACGGAGAGUCUGACUCCGAUUCGUUGGACGAUGAGACCGACGACGAGGACUGGGCUGCUGUUGGCGUCGAUGCGUUGCGGGAGGCUUCACUGCCCACUUCCAACGCUCCACAACUGCCAGUCCGUGCCGUCAGCAUUCCCUACAACGGUCGCUUUGCUCAGAAGAGCUGGCAACGCCGACCAUCGAACAACAACUUCAACAGCCACUCUUCACAAUCUACUUCACUGCCUUAUGGCAGCGGCUUCAACACCAUCACUCCGGCUAUGCAGACUCCGGAGGAACACGAAGCCAUCGCAGCUCUCAUCAAGAUGGGCAGCAUGUGA
Messenger RNA from Fulvia fulva, 1131 nucleotides. RefSeq lists its product as uncharacterized. The record is from RefSeq and is a predicted model, not a curated record. Gene Ontology annotation, biological process: positive regulation of transcription from RNA polymerase II promoter by glucose. The transcript has a single exon. Gene Ontology annotation, molecular function: sequence-specific DNA binding. The coding region runs from base 1 to 1131 and encodes 376 amino acids. Gene Ontology annotation, cellular component: nucleus. Lineage: Eukaryota; Fungi; Ascomycota; Dothideomycetes; Mycosphaerellales; Mycosphaerellaceae.